AUAGAGAUCCAUAGCAAUACCAUCGUAAGAGCUCGCUUUCUGAAUACAUAUUCCCCCUUUUUCAUUUAUGUUUAACAGUUUUUUCGUUUUAUUAUCUCAUCUGCCUUUAAUGUUGCUAUCUAUGGCUUGAAUAGGGAGAGUCCCAUUUUUACCGUGGACAAAAUUGAAGAAUUUUGCAUUAAGAAUCACUUAAAAUCUGUAGAAAAUUAUAAUCUGGGUUACAUAUAAGUUGAUUUCUCCUUUCAAUCUUUCCUGUGAGUAUAAGUUUCAAUAAUUAAGAAAGGGGUUUUUUGACUGAACAUAUAUAGGACAUGAUUGUGGCUGCAUGAAGAAAUAUAAUGGGGGGAGUCAUCAGUAAUGCUGCAAAUGGUAUAGGAAAUGCUCUUGGAAAUCUGUUCACUGCCCCAUUUAAGACCAUCUUCGGUGCAUCAUGCCAAGACGUCUGUUCGGGACCAUGGGAUGUAAUCUGUUUCAUUGAGCAUUUGUGCGUCGCCAACCUGGUGAAGCUGUUCUUGAUUUUGGGUCUUUGCUUCCUAAUUUUGAUGUUCUUCUACCUAUUAUUCAAAUUGGGCAUCUGCCAAUGUAUAGUAAAAGGCCUCUUUAAGGUGUGCUGGGCUGGAUGUGAGACAUACUGGUUUACUCUAAAAGAUAUUACGUGUUUCUUGUGGUACAAGUUAAAGAACACUAAGCGGGUAAACCGCCGGCGGAGGAGGCGGCCGUUCAGGGAUAUUGAGGUAGGCUACUACAGUUCCAGCAAUGAAAGUGAUUGUUCAGAUAAUUAUCAUCUUAGUGUGAGCAGAAAGAGAAACAGAGCAAGGAAAAGGCAUCAGUGGAGAAGUAGUAGCCACCAUAAGCAUCAUGUAAAGUUGAAAACCAGGGAAGUGUCAAUGCAUCUAAAAAGCGGUUCAAGAAGAUUGAGAAAUUCUCAACGCCUUAGAAUAACCAAAUUUAGAAAUCCAACAAGAGAAAUGAGAGUAGCCAAGAGGAGGAGAAUCAGGCGAUGACAUUGAUGCCCACUAAUGUACUUCUACAAUAACUUAGAAAAUUUCAAUUUAUGUUUGUCAAGGAAAACCCAAAUGAAGAAAUGGAUUUCUAUAUAUUUUUCAUGAUGAACAGGCUAUUCCACUUUUUGCAAGGGAUGGAUUUUUUUUUUCCCUGUUUGGUGUUAGUUAAGAAACAUCAUAUUAGACAAAGUGAAUCAGCCUUGUGUUUUAAGAGUUUAAAAUAAACACAAAAGAUAUUAUUAAUAAAGUGGAUUAUUGGAU
This is a messenger RNA of Rubroshorea leprosula, 1265 nucleotides long. The record is from the annotation of a GenBank genome assembly. NCBI's taxonomy places the organism in Eukaryota, Viridiplantae, Streptophyta, Magnoliopsida, Malvales, Dipterocarpaceae.